UGUUAGAAGCAGUAAGAACUGUCCUCCCUCUCUCAAAUUAUAGGUUUUGUGUGAGGCAUAUUGAAGCUAACUGGAGUAAGAGGAUCAGAAUUUCAGUAGAGAUGAAGAAAUACCUAUGGUGGUCUGCUUGGAGCACUUAUGAGGAGGACUUUAAAGAUUAACUAAAGAAUCUUGGUGAAUUGUCUGUUGAUGCUGCCAAGGAGUUGCUUAGGUAUCCACCACAAAAUUGGUGUAGGUCCUACUUUGAUACAUUGUGCAAAAAUCAGAUGGUGGACAAUAAUUUUACAGAGUCCUUCAACUCUUGGAUCUUAGAAGCAAAAGGCAAGCCUAUCUUGAAGAUGCUUGAGGAUAUUAGAAUCAAGGUCAUGAACAAGUUGAGAGAGAAGGAAGAAGAAGCUAGAACAUGGGGAGGUGAAUUUAGUCCUAACUGCAUGAAGUUGUAUGCUGCUUAUUUAAAGGUAGCCAACUUAUGUACUGUUCAUUUCAAUGGUGAGACUGGCUAUGAGGUUUCUGAGGGUGAUGAUAGAAAUAGAGUGAACCUAGUGGAGAAAAAAUGCACUUAUAGAUCCUGGCAGUUGACUGGCAUCCCAUGCCCUCAUUCCAUCAGGGCACUAAAAUACAAGAGAGAGGAUCCAAUGACUGAAAUUAGUUGGUGGCACAGCAAGGAAGCUUACCUGAUGACAUAUAGGGCCAAGUUGAUGCCUGUUAGAGGUGAAAAGUUCUGGAAAGUAUUACCAGAACAUGCUAUGGACCCUCCUCCACUUGCCAAAACUGUUGGAAAGCCAAAAGUCAAAAGAAAUAGGGAGAAGGAUGAGGCUAACAAGAGACAAGGAGAUUGGGCUGCAUCAAGAAGGGGAGCUAGAAUGACAUGCAACAUUUGUGGUGAACUGGACCAUAAUUCAAGGACAUGCAAGGUUGGUGCUGAAGGAAAUAUUGAGGAUGUUAGUUGUUCAGCCCCUCAACCAACACAAGAAGGUAAAUAUGAAAGUGAAUUUGUGUUCAUGCCUACACCAAGAGUACCAAGACACCAAACAGAACCCUUUGGUGAUGGUAGUGAGCAUGAAAGUGACCCUGCUUUAAUGCCUAAGAUUAUUUCUGAAGAUCAAAUACGACUACUGAUGAGGCAACAAUAAUUGACCUCAGCAGGGACAAGAGUCAUCUCUUUCAGAGAAGAUCAUACUGAUGUCAGUUAUCCCACUGAUCUUCCUUACUCACCUACUAAGCUCACUUGGAAAGGCAAAGAAGUUGUGACUAGAAAUCAAUUGGAAGUGGCAAGACAAAAGAAAGUUGGGAAGUUGAAGUGUGGGAAACUCAAUGGGAACUCACACAUCUAGGAAUCUUGGUUAUUGUAUGUAGUUGCAAAUCUGGGAACUCACAGAACCCUUUUGUUUUGAUGUUUUGGUUUGUACUGUAAAACUAGUAUUACAGCAGUGCUGUUUGGUUUAGUAGUUAUUUUAUA
Molecule: messenger RNA, 1459 nt
Organism: Nicotiana tabacum (common tobacco)
Lineage: Eukaryota; Viridiplantae; Streptophyta; Magnoliopsida; Solanales; Solanaceae
Source: RefSeq, a predicted model, not a curated record